CUAUAUAGUAUAAAGUGAGUUUAACUUACCUCAAUAAUGGUUGGAAAAUGUAUUUAAAUUUCUACCAUUGCAAUAAAGGAUAUAGACACGUUGCAAAAUUAUGUAUAAAAUAGUGGACAUCUGAUAAAGUUUACCUUACGUGAUCAGAAAAAGUUUUCCCAUUAUGAACAUCCUCUGAAGAAAACCUGUUACAGUGACCUUCUCAACCCCUUGACCUUUAAAUGCUAGUUCUUACCUUGACCUCUAGCUCAUACCUCUGUGAUAUUUGACCUUGAUAAAUUGCCAUUGAGAUUGAGCCUUUGAAUGUAAAAUCUGACAUUGACCUUUAACUAGGCUUCUCAAUUAACCAUUAAGCUUUGAAUGUUAAAUGUGCUUCCUGGCUAUAACCUCUAAUCAUAUGUGACCUUGACGCAUAAAUGAAUGUGACCUAUAAUGAGCCAAUCCCAUGACCUCAGUCCGGUAACGUCUGACAGUGAGUACAGGAGGGGGAUAGAGAAGAAAGCUCGUAACAGGAUGGUUGCCGAGGGUUACAAGUACCAGGUGCUCUCUUCUAAUGGGGAUGAAGGGGUUGUGGAUCCUAUAGGGGAUGAGCAGAACCGUGUAGAAAAGAGGCGAUGGCAGAAGGCAAAGGGGAUUUUUGUGUUUGCAGCCAUUGCCAUCACGUGUCUUGUGGUGGUCAUACUCUUCCAGCACUUCAGCGGCAAAUGUGACCAGACAGACAGUCCAUGUACAAGCACAGAGUGUGUGCAAGGUGCUGCAUACAUCCUCAAUAAGAUGGACACAAGCAUAGACCCCUGUACAGAUUUCUACACCUUCUCGUGCGGUAACUGGCUGAAGACCACGCCCUUUCCUCCCUCCAAGAACAAGUAUGGUGCCUUCGGGAUGAUUGAUGAUGAGAUCAAGCAGAUUAUGAAAGAGAUACUAGCUGAAGGAAAUGAAGGCCAGUCAUCCAGCGCCAUACAGAAAGCCUUCCAGUACCAUAGUCUGUGUAUGGAUGAAGCAACUAUAGAGAAACAAGGAACCACACCCGCACUCCAGCUUAUAAAGGAUCUGGGCAGCUGGACUCUCACCUCAGACCCCGCCUCUGGUGUGUUUGACGUGGCCACCUGGAAUAUUCAGGACGCGCUACUCCUGUCACACAGACGUGGCUUCUCUCCCCUGUUCUCAAUGUCUGUCAGCACAGAUGAAUACAACAACUCGCAGUACAAGAUCAAGUUUGAUCAGAGUGGGUUGACACUGGGAGAUCGCCGUGAAUACUUUAGUAACCACUCAAACUAUGCGGAUCUGAAGGCUGCCUUCAUACAGUUUGGUGUGGAUGUUGUCACUCUGCUUGGUGGGGAAACAGAUGGACUGAAGGAGAGUAUCGGAGAUAUAUAUGACUUUGAACAAAGAUUGGCUCAGAUCCAGAUGUCGAAAGAAUCAUUGCUGGACCCGGUGAAGAACUACCACAACAUGACUCUACAGACUUUCCAGAGCUCGCUCAUGGGAGAAUGGCUGAGCCUGGAUUCAUACAUGCGAGGCAUAUUUGACGGCCUGGAUUCCGAUGUUACCAUGGAGACAGUGGUGAUUGUCUACACUCCGGAUUACUUUCUCAAACUGCAAGAUGUCAUAAAGAAAACUAGCGAAGAGGUCUUGGCCAACUACUUGGUUUGGCAUGCUGUAGAAUCGCUGAUGGGAUAUUUGCCCAAGCCGUUCCAGGACGCCUCUUUGAAACUGGAAAAGGUUGAGAAUGGGGUUAAAGAGUUACCCCCCCGCUGGAAGCGCUGUCUAACCAAGGUGACCUCUGCCCUCGGAUUUGCAACUGGUGCCCUCUAUGUGCAGAAACACUUCAAGAGCAGCAGCAAACAAGAUGUUCAGGAAUUAUUUGAUGAGGUGCGGUCCGCCUUCCUUAGUAACCUAGACGACUUGGCGUGGAUGGAUGACACAACUCGAGAUUAUGCACGGGAGAAAGCACGCGCCAGUGGGAGCAUGCUGGGAUACCCUGAAUACAUCACAGACACCAAGCUGCUUGAUGAACACUAUGAAAAUCUUACCUUAGUAGAAGGGAAGUUCUUCGAGAGCAGGAUUGCAAUAGGCAUCCAUGGGAGACAGAAAAAUCUGCAGCAUUACGGCACAGUUCCAGAUAAGACAGAGUGGGAGAUGUACCCGACAGAAGUGAAUGGGUACUACAGCCCUGACUUUAACCACAUAGCGUUCCCUGCUGGCAUACUGAGGCCCCCACUGUAUAACCCCACAUCACCAAAGUCUUUUAACUUUGGAUCAUUUGGAAUGAUUUGUGGCCAUGAAUUGACCCAUGGCUUUGAUAAUAAAGGUCGUUUCUUUGACAAGGAUGGCAACAUGCGAACAUGGUGGACGGACAAGUCGUCCCAGAAGUUUAAGGAUUUCUCCCAGUGCUACGUAGACUUCUACUCCAAUUUUACUGUAGAAGGAACACAUUUGAAUGGAGAGACAACCCUGAGUGAGAAUAUAGCCGACAAUGGCGGUAUGAAGAUGGCAUACCUGGCCUGGAGGGCGUGGAAGGACAAGCACGGGGGAGGGGACUCCCUCGACCUCCCUGGGGUUACCUACACCCCUGACCAGAUGUUCUUUAUAGGCAUGGCUCAGUUAUGGUGCACUCACUACACUCCGGAGUACAUGCAACAGGCCAUACUGACCGAUGUCCACUCUAUAGCCAAAUUCAGGGUUGUAGGAACAAUGCCGAAUUCCAAAUAUUUUGCUGAAGCCUUCCAGUGUCCAAGUGGAUCAAGCAUGAACCCUGAACACAAGUGUAAAGUGUGGUGAUGCUUACCACACGAUUCUGGGAAUAAAAAUGACCUAGGGGACAGAUCAGCCAUUUUAUCAAUGAUCGCAAGAUGUUAUGAAAAAUAUGUUUAAACUUAGUUUGGCUGGAACUAUUUUUGAACAUUUAUUUAGAUAUACAAAUUGAAUUUUGUAUUCAAUUUCUAACACUCUGACACUAACUAUUCAACAAAUAUAAUCUUGCGAAAUUUGGUUUUUCACCUGUGCAUAAGAUGGCCUAAUUUAGAAUUUGUCAUUUAGUGGGCUGAUUGCUCAGAACCAACACUUUGACACUAACUAUUCAACAAAUAUAAUCUUGCGAAAUUUGGUUUUUUACCUGUGCAUAAGAUGGCCUAAUUUAGAAUUUGUCAUUUAUUGGGCUGAUUGCUCAGAACCUCGUUAAAGUUCACAAUGUCAUGAACGUCAUUGUUGUAAAGCUUUACUGCUCUGGGAAAUCCAUAGAUCCACUUCUGAUCUGCAUUAUCUCUAACAAGAUUCGAGACAACUGUUUCAGCUGUGCUUGAUUUAUUUAAAUAUAUGAGUACAUGAACAAAUAUUUCACCUUUAAAAGAUACCAACGAUGUUAACUUGAACAAAGUUCGGCCCAUUGUGUAUAUACCUCUCAGGCCCAUUUAGUUUUUUUUUGCGGUUAUCCCUUCAAAGGCUUUUGUGGCAUUUUGACACACUUUAUUUGCCAUUUAUUUUCAUUUCGUUUUUGAUAAAAAGUGUUGUAAAUUAUCAUAUUCAUAUUGGAUACAUAACUUGCUUUAUUUAGCAUUCCCUGAUAGUCUUAUAAAGUGAUGUGGGGGGGGGUCUUUUAUUUUUAUUGUCUUAAAAUACAUUAACCAGAAGCCAGGAGAAACCAAUGUGGUUGUGACUUGUGACAGAAAAAGUAUUGUAAUUUAUCAUAUUCAUAGUGGAUACAUAACUUGAUUUACUUAGCAUUCCCUGAUAGUCUUAUAAAGUGAUGUGGGGGGGGGUCUUUUAUUUUUAUUGUCUUUAUUUUUAUUGUCUUAAAAUACAUUAACCAGAAGCCAGGAGAAACCAAUGUGGUUGUGACUUGUGACAGAUUAUUUUUUUAAUUGAUUUAUUUUUAUAUUACAUCCAAGUUGUGCAUUCCAUUUUUGUUAUUGCUUGUGUUUUGACCUUUGUUUAGAUGUUUGGUUAUGACAUUGAGAUGUUUGGUUAUGACCUUGAGAUGUUUGGUAACCUAUAUGACCUUGAGAUGUUUGGUUAUCUUGAGAUGUUUGGUUAUGACCUGGAUAUGUUUGGUCAUGACAUUGAGAUGUUUGGUUAUGACCUUGAGAUGUUUGGUUAUGACCUUGAGAUGUUUGGUUAUGACAUUGAGAUGUUUGGUUAUCUUGAGAUGUUUGGUUAUCUUGAGAUGUUUGGUUAUGACCUUGAGAUUUUUUGGUAACCAAUAUGACCUUGAGAUGUUUGGUGGUCAAUUGACACUGAGAUGUUUUGUUGUGACCAUGGUAUGUUUAUGAUUCAAAUGUGGUUGUGACUAGUCAUUUAUUUAUUUCAUUUCUUUUGAUAAUACAUCUAGGUUGUGCAUGCUAUUUUUGUGAUAGUUUUUUCUUUAAUAUUUGAAAUGGCCUUAAUUAGGUGAAAUGUAGCUGAGCAUCAUGGCUUUGUGAGGGGGAGACUGUAAAUUGCAUAUGUUUGGAAUCUCAUAAUGUAAGAAACUAGAAUUGUGUCACAUGUAACCUCGUUUAUGUAUAUAACCUAUGUCUGAUUUCUUUUAUGAUUUUAUAUGUUCAGUUCUUGUUUCUAAGCUGUACUUAAUCAAUACUGUAUAAUUCUCAGACUUAUUUAAUAUCUUCUGCAAUGAAACUCUGUGAUUCUACGUUAUUUUGUUUUUACCUUGUGAUUGUUAUUGUUCAUUGAUUGUUAAUUUGCUCGCAAUUUUCAUAUGCUAGCAGAAUAAAAAUCUGUGCAUGCAAAAAUACACCAGAUCUUAAAUAAUUCCAGAAAAAACAACUUUUAAAGAUGACUCCAUUCUGAAUGUUGUCACCAGCUUUGAGGUUGUAUCUCACUGUACAACAGCUCCAUUUAUUUGUCAAAUCAAUAUGGUCACCAUCAUGUCAUCAUUGAAUGACUGUUUUAGGCAAAUUUUGUAUUAUGCACAGUUUUUGUUUCCGGCUAGUAUAUACAUGUAUAGGUAUACAUGUGCUAUAUGACUUCAAUGUUUCAUUGAUUAAUUUAUGUUUGACUUUAGUGAUGUUACAAUUUAGGUUAGAUCCAUUUGUCAAAUUUAAGUGCCUUUUAUAAGAGAUAUGUGUGAUUUUGUCAGGGAAAUUGAAUUUUGUGGAGGCGGUCUCAUUAUCAAGAUUUAUCCACCCAAAAGGAAUAAAAAUACAACAAAUUACUAUGUAUUUAUAGAUAGGUGUGGUUGACUAGUUUGGAGACAUAAACUCUCAGACAAAAUGAAAACAUUCAUUACAGGGCUGAUUUUCACUGACAACGUCACAUGAUGCAGGGAUUCUUAAGUUGAGCAGUAAUCGUAAACUCAGGAUUGAGACCCUUAAACUUAAGUCUAUUGUACAUUUGUCAGGAUUGUUUUAAUAAAAACAAAAGAAAUUUUUGACUGUUUGUGGCAUUUAAUUCUAUGAAGGCGCCACCCUUCCUUAUAAUUAGUUCCUGUAAAAACUCGUUAAAAUGCCAAAAUUACACAAAUUUUGCAAACAAAUAAGUGAGCUAAGCUUGAUCUUGUUCGAGAAAUUGUGGUCAGGUGUGAAACAAAUUGAACCAAAAUAUGUCUUGAACUUUUGAAUUACUCUGAUAAUCCAUGGUUGUUAUGGCAACAAAAUACUUGUCUUAAAGGGAACACACAUAUAGGUUUUUAAUAUCUUUGAAAUUUAGUUAUUUUACUUAUUUUAUGAAUAAUCACUAAUCAGCAACUGAUUAACUGACGUGAACAAAAGUUUGUUUAUCCAACCUCAUGUAAUUAAAAAUAAAUUAAAUCAAUGUAAUUACAUUUUCAAAAAGUUACUAAUACUUUCGUCAAAAAUGUUUAUUUUCUGUCACAUUUUAAAGAACAUUGGAGCUCUCAUAUGAUACAAUUGUGAUGUUUUAUAGUUGAAAUAUGUACUUUGUUCACGCUGCACACAAUUUGUUUCGAUAUUUGAUCCAUUUGAAACGUAAACCAUCCUUUUAAUGCCACACUCUCACAGAUUGACAGUUUUGACUUUAUUUCUUUAUUUGUCUCAGAAAAAGCUGAUUUUGGUAUCAAUGCCUUCAAUUCAAUCAUAUAAGAUAACUCACAAUAGAACAGAUCUCAAUUCUUUUGGAAACUGCCGAAAAUUUCAUUUUUCUUAAAGCGUAACUAAUGCUUUAGUCAUUAAAUAUCAAUUUCCCAAUGUAAAUAUGAAACAUUGCAAUCUGAUCUUUUGUAAGCAGUCUUGUAUUACUGCUUUCCAGUCAUUUUCGCCAAAAUUUGCUCAUUCCACAACAAAAAAAUAAGAAUUUGUCAAAAUGGUCAAUCUGUGAGAGUGCAGCUUCAAUGGGUGUCUAAUAAAAGUAUUUUUUAUACUAAUAUCAAUACAUUGAACAGACUGAUUUGAUCUAACUGUUUUGAAUUAUUAAUGCCCUUUAAUGUUCAUGUAGAUGUGUUCUGUUUGUGAAUGUACAUGUAGUUCGACUCUUUUUGCCACUUCAAAUGCAUUCGGUGAAUACUGUCAUUUCCCUGUGCACUUCAAAUUGACAUGAAGAAUGAGAAGAUAUGUUAUUUUUACUUUUAGUUGUAGUUUAUUUAUAGAAAAUUUUCUUUUGAUUUGUCAUUGCGUGAAUACAGGAUGCUAUUGUAUAUAAUGCUCAUUCGAUCAUUCAGAAAUGCAAAGAUUAAUAAAAAAAAACAGUUUUAAAUAAUA
Mya arenaria is the source of this 6650-nucleotide messenger RNA. RefSeq names its product endothelin-converting enzyme homolog. Gene Ontology annotation, biological process: protein processing. Bases 433 to 2781 code for a protein of 782 amino acids. NCBI's taxonomy places the organism in Eukaryota, Metazoa, Mollusca, Bivalvia, Myida, Myidae. Gene Ontology annotation, cellular component: plasma membrane. Gene Ontology annotation, molecular function: metalloendopeptidase activity. The transcript has 19 exons. The record is from RefSeq and is a predicted model, not a curated record.